CUUCAGUGGUUUUGCUGCACUGACACUGAGCGGGCUGGUUAGUGAAUAGUCCAACUCAGACAGAGCGGGCCUGCAAUAUAUUUUUAUACACCGUGACAACCGUUACAAUGUCGGAUUUCGAGGAAUUUGAGAAACAGCUGAGCGAAAAUCGACAGGAGAGAGAAAGAGAAAAGCACAAAAAAAGGAGCCGCAGUGGCUCUACCGGCCGAGGUGAUAAGCAUCGCAGCUGGAGCAAAGACAGAGGGAGUCGCAGCCGAGAGAAGAGGAGCCGGAGCCGAGAGCGCAAGAGCCGCGAUCGCCGGAGCUCGUCCCGGGACCACAAGAAGCACAGCCACUCCCCAAGGAGAACCAGGAAGAAAAGGACCUGCAAAUAUUGGGACGUGCCUCCUCCUGGCUUUGAACACAUCACACCAAUGCAAUAUAAAGCUAUGCAAGCGGCCGGGCAGAUACCAACUAUCGCUCUACUGGCGACGUCCACCUGCAGCGGCUUGGCUGUAGCUCCAACGCAAGUGCCCAUCGUUGGCAGCCAGAUGACGAGACAGGCCAGACGCCUCUAUGUAGGAAAUAUUCCGUUUGGAAUAACUGAGGAGUCCAUGGCCGAGUUCUUCAACGCUCAGAUGAGACUGGCCGGCCUCUCACAAGCCCCGACCAACCCGGUCCUGGCUGUGCAGAUCAAUCAGGAUAAAAACUUCGCUUUCCUAGAGUUCCGGUCUGUAGAUGAGACGACACAGGCGAUGGCUUUCGAUGGGAUCAUUUUUCAGGGUCAAUCACUGAAGAUCAGACGACCUCAUGACUACCGGCCUCUACCUGGAAUCUCAGAGCAGCCGGCUUUCCACGUCCCAGGCGUUGUCUCCACAGUGGUGCCCGACUCUCCCCACAAACUGUUUAUAGGAGGCCUGCCCAACUACCUUAACGAUGAUCAGCUAGGGGCCUGUAAGAUCGUUAAGUCUGCGCUCAUAAUUUGUUCAGUAGUUCUCAUCUACUGCUGCCAUGCCACAUGUAACACAAGGCAAGUGAAGGAGCUCCUGACAUCGUUCGGGCCUCUCAAAGCGUUCAAUCUGGUGAAGGACAGCGCCACAUCGCUGUCUAAGGGUUACGCCUUUUGCGAAUAUGUCGAUAUCAGCGCUACUGAUCAGGCAGUUGCUGGGCUCAAUGGGAUGCAACUGGGAGACAAAAAGCUGAUCGUCCAAAGAGCGAGUGUGGGAGCUAAAAACGCAAAUCCUACCUCCAUCAUCGAGACCCCGGUGACGCUGCAGGUCCCCGGGCUGCAGAGGCUGCAGAACUCUGGCCUGCCCACGGAGGUGCUGUGCCUUCUCAACAUGGUGAUGCCUGAGGAGCUGGUGGACGACGACGACUACGAGGAGAUCCUGGAAGACAUCCGCGAAGAGUGCUGCAAGUACGGCAGCGUGCGCUCCAUCGAGAUCCCCAGACCAGUCGAUGGGGUGGAGGUUCCUGGCUGUGGAAAGAUCUUUGUGGAGUAUGUUUCUGCUGCAGACUGUCAGAAAGCCAUGCAAGCCCUCACCGGCCGCAAGUUUGCCAACAGAGUGGUAGUUACCAAAUACUACGAUCCGGACAUGUAUCACAGACACGAGUUCUGAAAGCACAGGAGAGUCCUCCUGUCUGUUUGUGAAAGGAGAAUUCUGUUCGGGCGGUUUCUUUACCGAAGAAAAUACUUAUUUUAUUAGAUCUUCUACUUAACAACUGGACUGCAGAGUGUAUUUCUUCACCGAAUAUCUAACUCCUAGCUUUAGCUUCAACACCCAUACAGAACUGAACUGAGUGAAUUAAAAAAAUACUGCAGUCUCUAGAGAUGUCACGAUGCCAGAUAUUUUGUAGUAGAUAACAAUACCAAUGAAAUUCCACAAUUCUCAAUACUAAUAUGUUACAAAAGUCUAAAACUAAAUAAAAACAUAUGAUUUACUUUAACAUAAACUCCUUUAUCCCCGUUUUCAUACAGAUUUUAAAAGUAACUCAUAAUUCCCUCUCUAAUAUAUGUUUGAUAUUGCUGUAAAACUAUAUUUCUUCAAUUUUUUCAUCCAAAUGAACAUUUUACUUUUUUUGAACGCAACAUAAACACCUUCAUUGGACUCCUUUGUUUCCUUCCGUUACAUAGUGACACAUCUAUGUAUCACUGACACGCUUAUAUUGGCUAGCAUACUAUAUGUCACAUUUGACACAUUGACACAUCACCAUGUGGUUGACCAAUCAGAACAGCUGGCCAUCUAACCAAUCAGAGCAGACUGGGCUCUGGUUUCAGACAGAGGGUGAAAAGAGGUGCUGCAGCAUAGACAGUAUGAGAACAAUAAAGAGCUUUUUGAACAUUAAAGCAUGGAGACAUGUCCCAGUAGAGGCUCUAAAUACAAAUAUGAAAAACAACAUUUUGAAAGAUCUUUUCUGAAAAUUCCGAUAUGAGUUACCUUCGCUGAUUUAUAUUAUAUACAGUGGGGCAAAAAAGUAUUUAGUCA
Eleginops maclovinus (Patagonian blennie) is the source of this 2465-nucleotide messenger RNA. Its product is annotated as splicing factor U2AF 65 kDa subunit-like. Gene Ontology annotation, cellular component: commitment complex; U2AF complex; nuclear speck. Gene Ontology annotation, molecular function: poly-pyrimidine tract binding; pre-mRNA 3'-splice site binding. The record is from RefSeq and is a predicted model, not a curated record. Lineage: Eukaryota; Metazoa; Chordata; Actinopteri; Perciformes; Eleginopidae.